UCAAAUGACCCAUCGAUUCAUGUGCAACGGGAGCAGCAGGUAUGAUAUGACAUGCUUUUUUUUAAUGGGCUAUUCAAAUUCAAGUCUUUUCUCAUCAUGGUCAUCCAAAAGGAUAAGUAAUCAAGUUGGCUGACAAUGGAUGUAUGCUACCCUACGCACGCACGCACGCCUACGUAUACUCCAUAUUAGCGUGACUUUAUGCAAGAAGAAAGUCACUAAAAAGAUUAAAUGUUCUGCUUGACUCUUUCCUUCAUCAUUGGACUCACGCAGGAGUGCAAAAGUGAUGGACAUGAGCAUGCUAAUGGCAAUACUUGCGGGCACAACAACUAUACAGACUCUCAAAUCAGUUCUCGGCGGAACUGUUUCACUAUACAAAGCUACAACUCAUUAUCACCACCUGUAAAGCGGGACGUUGCUGCAGAGUUUUCAAUAGAUAAGAGAGCCGAGUACAGUAAGUACAUCGAAGAAAUCAGGACAGAAGUUGCCGAAACGCUAGAAAAGCGGGAUAUCUCAGAACCAUCGGAUGGUUAGUAAGAAUUAUAGAUUAUAAUUGCAGAUGAUUUGUCAAUAAGGUGUUUGUUUCA
Molecule: messenger RNA, 584 nt
Organism: Meira miltonrushii
Lineage: Eukaryota; Fungi; Basidiomycota; Exobasidiomycetes; Exobasidiales; Brachybasidiaceae
Exons: 1
Coding region: 229-531 (100 amino acids)
Source: RefSeq, a predicted model, not a curated record